This is a messenger RNA of Pseudocercospora fijiensis CIRAD86, 1659 nucleotides long. RefSeq lists its product as uncharacterized. The transcript has 4 exons. Gene Ontology annotation, cellular component: membrane. The annotation marks the transcript as partial. The record is from RefSeq and is a predicted model, not a curated record. NCBI's taxonomy places the organism in Eukaryota, Fungi, Ascomycota, Dothideomycetes, Mycosphaerellales, Mycosphaerellaceae. Gene Ontology annotation, biological process: intracellular calcium ion homeostasis; calcium ion transmembrane transport. Gene Ontology annotation, molecular function: calcium channel activity; calcium ion binding.
UGGGUUGCGCUGUGGAUCUGCAAGGUGAUUGCAUACAGUCUGCCUUGCAUCUUUGAAGCUACAGCAGGUCUUGUAUCUGGUGGUGUUCGAAAAUACUCCCUGGUGCUCGUAAAGCUUGAGAUCCCCAUCAGCCUGUUCUUCUGGACAAUUGUGACCUUUUCUACAACAAAUGUUAUAAAGUACCCUGCCUGGCUUGACACUCUCGGAACUGUCUUCAAAGCUGGAAUUAUCGUCGCAGCCAUCUGGGUCAUUCAGAAAACAUUCAUUCAACUCAUCGCGAUCAACUAUCAUCAUAAGCAAUAUGCCGAUAAGAUAAAAGAAAGCAAGAGUCUUAUCAAGCUAUUGGACUGGCUUUAUGAUGCCUCACGCACUCUCUUCCCCGAGUGCUGCAAAGAAUUCGAGGAAGAAGAUGCUGAAAUUCAGGGCAAUGCUCUUGCAGAAGUCAGAGAAGCUCUGGGCAAAGCUGGUGUCAAUCAGAAAGUCUUCAGCACGAUGGGACGUGUCCGCGACAAAGCGACUGCGGCCUUCGGAGCCAUGGCUUCAGACAUUGCCGGCAAACAAGUCUUCGCAACCUCCUCCGCGCACGCGAUUGUUAUCGAAGCACUCGAAACAGAACGAGCUUCAAAGGCGCUGGCUCGCAGACUCUGGUUGUCAUUUGCUGGCGAGUGCAGAGACGUGCUCUACAGAUCCGAUCUUCUUGAGGUCGUGGGUGCGUCCCGCGGAAGCGACGUCGAGGAAAUCUUUGGCCUUCUGGAUCGAGACGGCAACGGAGAUGUCAGUCUUGAUGAGAUGGAAAUGCUUGUCGUGCAAGCCGGACAAGACCGUAAGAAUCGGGCCAGAUCCAUGCAGGACAUCGGCCAGGCAAUCGCUGUCCUCGACCGCCUCCUGGGACUGGUCGUUCUGAUUGCCAUCGCGUUUAUCUAUGCUACCUUCUUCAGUAAGACGUUCGCCGCAAAAACUACACAGCUCUGGACGACGUUUACGGGAUUGGCCUUUGCCAUUGGAGGAACAGUUACCGAGUUCCUAGGCGCCUGCAUCUUCUUGUUUGUCAAGCAUCCUUACGAUGUUGGCGAUCGGGUCGAUAUAAGCGGCGUACAAUUGGUGGUCGAGCGGAUCUCGUUGAUGUACUCUGUCUUCCGCCGCAUUGAUACGAACAGCGUCGUUCAGAUCCCACACAACAUCGCCAACACACUCUGGAUCGAGAAUCUCAGUCGCAGCAAGGCCAUGAAGGAACGUCUGACGAUCUCGGUGGCCGCCACGACAAGCACAGAAGAUAUUCUGGCACUUCGUGGCGAGCUUUACAAAUUCGUCACUUCGCCAGACCACAAGCGAGACUUCCAGCCAGAGUUUGAGAUUGAGCUGAUCAGCGUCGGAGACCUUAAGCAGCUUGACCUGAGAGUCGAGAUUAGACACAAAUCAAACUUCGCCAACGAGAGUCUUCGCUCUCACCGGCGAAACAAAUUCAUGUGUGAGCUCCUCGCAAGCAUGCGUCGCAUUCCCAUCGAGCCCCCCGGGGGCUCUGCGCCGCCAUUGGGUGAUCCGGCAAAUCCGUCGUACAGCUGUACUGUGUCUAAUCUGGAAGCUAUUGCUGCGCGAGCCAGGAAAGCCGAAGAGGUCGACGCUGCUCGUCUUUUCCCGGCCAACGGGAUUUAUUGCUGA